AUGAGUAAUCGUCAGCUUCUUGUGAACGUGGAGAAUUGGAUAGCGGAGAACCAGAAUGCUUUCCUGCCACCAGUGUGCAACAAGCUCAUGCACUUUUCCCAGUUAAUCAUUAUGUUUGUUGGAGGGCCAAACACCAGGAAGGAUUACCAUAUAGAAGAAGGGGAGGAGCUUUUCUACCAGGUGAAGGGUGACAUGUGUCUGAAGGUGAUUGAAAAUGGCAAGAGCAAGGACGUGCACAUCAAGGAGGGAGAGAUGUUUCUCCUGCCUGCUCGGACCCCCCACUCCCCUCAGAGACAGGCCAACACUGUGGGACUGGUGGUAGAGAGGAAACGGCUGCUGACUGAGACUGACUGCCUCAGGUACUAUGUUGACAACACAACUGCCAUCUUGUUUGAGAGAUGGUUCUACUGCGAAAAUCUCGGAACCCAAUUGGUGCCGAUAAUCCAAGAGUUCACGGCAUCAACACAGUGCAAGACAGGAAAACCUGAUCCGAGUGAAGUCUUCGGGGAGCCUCCAUUCCAGAUGAACAACAUGAACGUGAUGUUGCCCUUCUGCUUGAAGUCCUGGCUGGAAAAACAAAAGCCGUUCCUCGCCAGUGGCAGCAGCAUUAACAUGUUUGGAGCUCAGUUUGAGACAGAGGUGACCAUGUAUGGACCUGGUUUGUCUGACACAUCCUUGCAACAAAGUGAUCUCUGGAUUUGGCAACUGGAGGGAUCGUCCCGAGUAACCAUGAAGGAACAGGAGUUGAAGCUAUCUGCUGGAGACAGUCUACUCAUUCCUGAGCACGCCCAGUACCAGUGGAAGCGAAAUGAGGAGACUGUAGCACUGGUUGUGGUUCAAAACCCUGAGCGUAAAAGACCCUGA
Messenger RNA from Phycodurus eques (leafy seadragon), 864 nucleotides. It is a transcript of the gene haao, whose product is annotated as 3-hydroxyanthranilate 3,4-dioxygenase. Gene Ontology annotation, biological process: quinolinate metabolic process; 'de novo' NAD+ biosynthetic process from L-tryptophan. The record is from RefSeq and is a predicted model, not a curated record. Lineage: Eukaryota; Metazoa; Chordata; Actinopteri; Syngnathiformes; Syngnathidae. The coding region runs from base 1 to 864 and encodes 287 amino acids. The transcript has 10 exons. Gene Ontology annotation, molecular function: 3-hydroxyanthranilate 3,4-dioxygenase activity; iron ion binding. Gene Ontology annotation, cellular component: cytoplasm.